AUGGUGACAACUUGCGCAGCUACGCCAAUUUUUUACUUAAAUCCUGAAACAAUGCUCGCCCAUCCAGCUGUUAUAAUUAAUUCUGCGAUGGAAGAUAAUUUACCUUAUCAAUUACGAAAUGAUUUCUAUAAAGAUCCAAGUAUCGCUGCUGGUCUCGCUAAGGAAUCCUGGUUUAUCGAUAAGGAAAUGCAGGUAAUCGAACGAGAAGCAGACAAAAUCCCAAAGGAAAAAAUUUACAAUGUGUUACAUAACGCUGGACUCGUUCGCAGAUAA
Messenger RNA from Cyphomyrmex costatus, 273 nucleotides. RefSeq lists its product as uncharacterized. The record is from RefSeq and is a predicted model, not a curated record. The coding region runs from base 1 to 273 and encodes 90 amino acids. NCBI's taxonomy places the organism in Eukaryota, Metazoa, Arthropoda, Insecta, Hymenoptera, Formicidae. The transcript is spliced from 2 exons.